Molecule: messenger RNA, 1606 nt
Organism: Rhizopus microsporus ATCC 52813
Lineage: Eukaryota; Fungi; Mucoromycota; Mucoromycetes; Mucorales; Rhizopodaceae
Product: allantoinase
Exons: 3
Coding region: 74-1468 (464 amino acids)
Biological process (GO): purine nucleobase catabolic process; allantoin catabolic process
Cellular component (GO): cytoplasm
Molecular function (GO): zinc ion binding; cobalt ion binding; allantoinase activity
Source: RefSeq, a predicted model, not a curated record
CUCGUACUGAUAUACUUUUUGUAACUUCUUCUUUUUUUUUCACUUAUUCUUUCUUUAUACUCUUUCCUUUCUAAUGAGCGAGAUCCCACGCUAUUUAUGUGUCAAAGCACAACAUGUCAUUCUUUCAGCUGACCAUGAGGGACAGGCAACAAUUCUUAUAGAUAGGCUCACAGGCAAAAUAAUUGAAGUAACAACGGGUGAUAUCAAGAGCAAAGUUGAACAAAACGAUGUAGAGACUAUAGAGUUGGAAGAAGGUCAAGUACUUAUGCCAGGUUUAGUCGAUGCUCACGUCCACUUGAACGAACCAGGAAGGACAGAGUGGGAAGGCUUCGAGACAGGUACUAAGGCUGCAGCUGCUGGAGGCAUCACAACUGUUGUCGAUAUGCCUCUGAAUGCUAUUCCACCCACAACUACGGUCAAGAACUUUGAUAUUAAACUGAAUGCUGCAAAGGAACAAUGUCAUGUAGAUAUCGGUUUUUGGGGCGGCGUUAUUCCAGAUAAUGCAGACGAAUUACCCGAGCUGAUCAAAAGAGGUGUGAGAGGAUUCAAGUGCUUCUUGAUCGAAAGUGGUGUUGACGAAUUCCCUUGUGUGAAUGAGGAACAAGUAAGAGCUGCUAUGGAUAAAUUGGUCAACACAGAUAGUGUCUUGCUCUUCCAUGCCGAAAUGGAAGGCUGUUGCCAUGGACAUGAAUCCAGUCCAAUCGAUCGUACGUACGAGAGUUACCUUCGUUCUCGUCCCGAGUCGCUAGAGACACAUGCAAUUGACAUGAUUAUUCGUCUCACCAAAGAAUAUUACGAAAAGGGUCAACCGGUCAAUACACACAUUGUGCAUCUUUCUGCAGCUUCGGCGCUUCCCGCCAUUCGAUCUGCAAAGGCAGCUGGUCUUCCUCUUACGGUAGAAACAUGCUACCAUUAUCUUAAUUUUACGGCUGAAUCUAUUCCGGAUGGCGCCACACACUACAAGUGCAGUCCACCUAUUCGUGAAGCAUCAAACCGUCAGUUGCUUUGGGAUGCUUUAUUAGAUGGUACUAUUGACUACGUCGUAAGUGAUCAUUCGCCAUGUACGGCAGAUCUGAAGAACCCAGAGACUGGCGACUUUGGAACAGCUUGGGGCGGUAUUGCUAGUGUGCAGUUUGGAUUACCUGUUCUCUGGUCACAGGGCCGUGAUCGCGGAGUCACACUACAAAAGAUUGUCAAGUGGCUUAGUUCAUCACCUGCAAGAAGAAUAAGAAUGGAUAGCAGAAAGGGUAAGAUACAAGCAGGCUAUGAUGGUGAUCUUGUCAUCUGGCAACCAGAGGCGAGCUAUAAAGUGGAAGAAAGCAAGGUUUACUUUAAGAAUAAGCUGUCUCCCUAUGUUGGAAAGGAGCUCUAUGGUCUUGUAGAUAAAACGAUCUUGAGAGGAACUGUUGUCUAUGAUCGUCAGAGCUCAGAUCCAUUUGCUUCCCCAGCUGGUAGUUUCCUCUUGUAAGACAGUCAUUUAUACAAAAUUACUAUCAUGAUUUAGCAACCUUGUCUUUGUUUUGUCUUUACAAUAAAAAUGUUGAAAUAAUACAAAAACUUUAUCACAUAUUCCUUUUGAUUGGCAACGAAGGAUCAAUAAAUAAGC